CGCUGUGGCGCCCGCGAGUGGGGGGGCGAGGAGGUGGAGGAGGAGUAGGAGGAGGAGGAGGCGGCGAGAAGAUGGCGACUUCGAACAAUCCGCGGAAAUUUAGCGAGAAGAUCGCACUGCACAACCAGAAGCAGGCGGAGGAGACGGCGGCCUUCGAGGAGGUCAUGAAGGACCUGAGCCUGACGCGAGCCGCGCGGCUUCAACUGCAGAAGUCGCAGUAUCUCCAACUGGGCCCCAGCCGUGGUCAGUACUAUGGCGGGUCCCUGCCCAACGUGAACCAGAUUGGAAGUAGCAGCAUGGACCUCUCCUUCCAGACCCCCUUUCAGUCCUCAGGCCUGGACACCAGUCGGACCACACGACAUCAUGGGCUUGUGGACAGAGUAUAUCGUGAGCGUGGCAGACUUGGCUCCCCACACCGCCGUCCCCUGUCAGUAGACAAGCAUGGGCGACAGGCCGACAGCUGCCCCUAUGGCACCGUGUACCUCUCGCCUCCUGCGGACACCAGCUGGAGGAGGACCAACUCUGACUCUGCCCUGCACCAGAGCACAAUGACACCCACCCAGGCAGAAUCCUUCACAGGCGGGCCCCAGGAUGCGCACCAGAAGAGAGUCUUACUGCUCACAGUCCCAGGAAUGGAGGAGACCGGAUCCGAGACAGACAAGACCCUUUCUAAGCAGUCAUGGGACUCAAAGAAGGCGGGUUCCAGGCCCAAGUCCUGCGAAGUCCCUGGAAUCAACAUCUUUCCAUCUGCAGACCAGGAGAACACAGCAGCCCUGAUCCCUGCUACCCACAACACAGGAGGCUCCCUUCCUGACCUCAGCACCAUCCACUUCCCCUCCCCACUGCCGACCCCACUGGACCCCGAGGAGCCUCCAUUCCCUGCUCUCACCAGCUCCGGCAGCACCGGCAGCCUGGCUCAUCUAGGCGUUGGCGGCACAGGCCAGGUACUUGCUAAGACCAGAAGGUGCUGGAUCCUUGGAUUUGGAGUUAUGCACAGUUGUAAGCAGCCAUGUGCAUGCUGGGAACUCAACCUAAUCCUCUAGGAGAGCAGCCAAUGCUCCAACCAUUGGGCCAUCUCUCCAGGCCAACCUCCCCCUUUCUUUUUUCUUUUCUUUUUUUUUUUUUUUUUCGGAGCUGGGGACCAAACCCAGGGUCUUGUGCUUGCUAGGCAAGCGCUCUACCACUGAGCUAAAUUCCCAACCCCCAACCUCCCCCUUUCAAAAGUUCAUUUCUCCCCUUGGCCUUUUCCUGGCAAUGCCCACUUCCUUGCCUAUCCCACUGGCUCCCAGUCUGAUCCAACACUGCUUCUCCUGUUUACUGUGACUCUUGACCUCUUUGCUUUCACCCCCUGCUCAUUGACGGUGUCCCUGUCAGCCCCACCAUGAGCCUGAACCUGUGCAAGGUCAACUUCUGUUUCUGCAGCAUCCAUGAAAGCUUAGUCUUCCACCCCGCCCCCCAGCCUGACCUCUCAGCCGCACUGCUCACCCCAGGGCCUUUGCACAAGCUGCCUGGUCACGGCUCUGUGUCCCACUCUCUCACACUGCCCAACCAGCACCUUCCACUCCUCUUCAGCAUCCCUUGUUCCUGCCAUGACACAGCAAGCCCCAAGCUGCUGGGGCUGUAGGUUGCGACGUGGAUGAGGACAGAUGGUGGGGAUGAGGACAGAUGGUGGAGGAGACAGAUCACAUGGUGGGCUCUGUGUGGAGUUGCUCUCCAGGCCUGGGAUUAGGGGCUGGUAAGGAGCUCUAUGGCCCCUGAGGUAGGAUUGAUGUGGGGAGAUGAAACCAGGGCCAUCCAGGCUUGUCACUGAUGCCAGCCCCCAGGGGAUGGGAGAGGGAGGUGCCAGUGUGCCUGGGGUAUUUUCUUUCCUGAGAUGAAACAUGAAGUUCACUUGUUGCUGGGGCUAAAACCUGGGGCCGUGUGUCUGCUCAGUCGAUGCUAAAGACAGAAAUGGGCCAACCCACAGGUCCCAGCCGGUACCUUUCCCCUAAGCCACACACACUACCUCCUCAGCUCCUUUCCUGGGCUUCCAGGUGAACAGAUGGGGUCAAAGGCCAAGAGAGCAGGACCCUGGAGUGAGGGUAUGCAGGCCCUUGUGCCUGGCAGACCCCAACUGUGAGGUCCAGGGAAACAAGGAUUCGGGGUUCCACACCCCUACUGCAGUUCCAGUGUAAGCAAGCCUAGGAAAAUGACUUCUGUGGCGUUGCUGCUGGCCAAGCCUGACCGGUAAUAUGUGCCAUGUGUGGUUGUUUAAGAGCCAGCCAGUCCCCUUCACAUGAACUUUAUUUUCUGGGCACCUUUUACAUGAAGCCAGGCCCUGGUACACACACACAGUCUCCACCUCCUCACCCUAGUGCCAGACGCUGGUACAGGAGAGGAGCUGGGAGACCAAGCCCCUGCCCCACAUUGUCUGAGGACCAGUACACAAGAAGGUGACCCGGUGUCCACUGCUGGCUGCGCUCCAGGGGCCUUCAGGGCUCCAUCACCAGGGCUGUGUGCCAGAGCCAAGCCACUGCCACCUGGCCAGCCUGCUCCACCCUCCCCUGCCCAGAGUUCCCCUCCAGUUGGCUCUGCUCCAAAGGUGAUCCAGGCUGGGCAGAGAAGCCAGCCAGCAGGACACCCAUGAGGCCUGCCUGCCCAUCUGGCCUCUCUGGGUGUGAUGGUGCUUAGGCAAGGACUAAAGUGGGCAUCAGACCAGGCUAAACAUACCGGCUAGAGGUGUGAAUUCUUUGGCCCACAGAUUGUCUGUCUGUCUGUCUGUCUGUAUGCACGCAUGUAUGUCUAUCUGUUGGUCUGUGUGUGUGUGUGCAUGAGUGUAUGUGCAUAAGUGUUCCUGUCAGCCUGUGGUGCCUGUGUGCACGCACACUCUUGCUUGUUAGUCCCUUUGAAGUCAUGUUUAAAAAUCAAGCCAGGAGUUCGGUCCCCAGCUCUGAAAAAAAGAAAAAAAAAAUCAAGCCAGGGGCAAAAUAUGACAAAAUAUCUCCGAAGACAGGCAGGCGGAUCUCUGUGAGUUCAAGAACAGCCAGGGCUACCCAUUGAGACAUUGUCUAUAAAUCAAGUAAGCAAGCCUUGGCGCUAUUGAAAUGGCUCAGUGGAUAAAGGCAUAUACACCAAGCCUUAGGACCUAUGUUCAAGUCCUAGACAAACACAGCGCAGGGAGAAAAAAAACUUCAGCAUGUCCUUGGGCCGCUACACAUGUCCCCAUGUGCCUGUACCAGCCCACCCCAUAGAGAAAUUUAUUUAAAAAGAAUUUUUAAACAAUCAAAACCAGACCAGAGUGAUGGCUCAGCAGUUAAAAACCCCUACAAUUCUUCCAGAGGACUGGAGUUCAGUCCAGCAGGCCCACCAGGUGACUCGCAGCUACCUGUAACUCCAGCUCCAGGGGAUCCUGGAAGCUCCCAGGGGAAACUUCAGGCUCUCAGGCCACCUGCAUGCACAUACACAUGCCCCACACACAAACACAAUUUUAAAAAUUAUUGGGGGAGAAGGGUUGAGAUGGGGGCCCUGGCUGUGUUGGAACUCAUGACAUGGAACUCAGAGAUCCACCUGCCUCAGACUCUUGAGUGCUAGGAUUAAAGGUUUACACCACCAUGCCAGUUUUUUAAAAAAACCAAACAAAGCGUAAUGUCUCACACCUGUCAUCCCAGCACUCAGGAGUCUGAGGCAAGAGAAUCAUAUUGAGUUUUAGGCCAGCUUGGUUAUAUAGUGAGACUCUAUCUCAGAAAGAUUUUUUUUUUCUUUUUUUUUUCGGAGCUGGGGACCAAACCUAGGGCCUUGUGCUUGCUAGGCAAGCGCUCUACCACUGAGCUAAAUCCCCAACCCCCUCAGAAAGAUUUUUAAAAAUAGGAAAAACCAUCUUCUUUUUGUUCUACAGAAGGUCCUACCUAGCCGUUUGCCCCACCUGUGAUCCUGUAUGUGCAGGCAUUUUGUGCAUGCAUGCCUCGGGUAUGCCUAGGGCCUGCUGAAGCUAGACGGUUCUGGGUCUCCUGCAAGAGCAGCAGGUGUCCUGGCUCCACACCCGAGCCAUCUCCCCAGCCCCCCUCACUUCUGUUUUGUUGAAGUCAGGGUCUCAUGUAGCCCAGGCUGGACUAGAACUUGCAGUGUAGUCAGGCAAGACCUCAAACUCGUAAUCCUGCCCCAGUUUCCCAAGGGCAGAGUGACAGGCAUGCAUCACUCUGACUGGUGAAUGUAGCAUUGGGGGCUAACACAAAACUUUGUGCACUCUAGGUAAGCAGUUUACCAACUAAGCUGUGAGCCGCCUUCUUAGCCAAGUGCCAACUUUCCACCUCUCCUUAGCAGACUUAUGUUGUGUGUGAGUGUUUACCUGUAUGCAUGUCCAUGUACCGUUUGUGUGGCUAUGCCCUUGGAGCUCAGAAGAAACUGUAGGGUCCCCUGGGGCUGGAGGGACAGGUAUUGUGAGCCCGUGUGGUGCUGGGAAUUACACCCAGGUUUUCUGCAAGAGCAGCCAGUGCCCUUAACCAUUGAGUCAACUCUCUGGGCCCAGCAUCUGCUCCAGAUCUGAACAGGAAGUGUUUCUCAGCCCUGACAGACAUAGGAGGGAGCUGUCACUCAGAAGCAAGGCCAUAGCCCAAGUCCUGGACUCAGCUGCACUCUGAGCGCUGCCUCCCAGAUUCCUCCUGCCUAGGAGUCUACUGACUGUGCCUCUAUAGCGGACCCCUAGUGGUCUCUGCCACUGCCAUCAUAGCACAGGACUGGAUGGGGCAGAGCCAACCAGGAUCCGAGGAAAAAUGUAGGCUGUCCCACAAGUGCCUGCCUCAGGCACAAGAGCCCCUUGCCCUGCCAUCUCCCCCAGGAGUGCUGGGUGUGUCCCCACUCACCCACCUUCAGCAACAAGGUGCCCAGGGCAGGCAGGCAGGCAGGCAGGCCCUAAAACUCCUGGUGAGUCAGGAGGCCUCAUUUGGCUCCAUGGUGCCAAGUCCUCCCUAUGCUGCUGACUUCCCUGAGGCCUCCACUGUUAAUAUCUGAUAGCUCCUGAUGAGGAAACAGUGUCCUAGUAACCUGGGGGGGGGCAUCAAAUGCAGGGCCCUCAGGGCUCCCCUGUCAUCAAAGGGCCUGCUGCCUGCUUGGCUUGGUGCCCAGGAUGAAGCAGCAGCCCCCAUUCUGCCCAGUGCCCUUGAUCUCACCCAGGUCCCUCAUCACCUCAGCAUUCAGGGAUUAGAUUCUUGGGGGAAGGCGGGGUGAGGGAAGGGGCAGCCAGGCCCACAGUGGCCCUGGCGGGUACAGGCCUGUUACUCCGGGGCAGGGCUGGGGCAGGGUGUCGAGGAUUCUGGUUUCAGUUCAGGCAGCCUUGGAAGGGGUGCUGGGAAGGGACUCCAUCAUCCUGAGGGUGCCAAAGAAGGAUGUGGAUGAAGGGCACUGGGUCAUCAAGAAAUGCCUUGACAGGAAAGAACAAGUUUGGGUAGCAACUGGGGAGGGCCCUGGUGUUAUAGAAACCCGACCUCCCAUAUGAUAGAAUUGCCCAGCCAAGACAGAAUGGGAGAUGGGCUGUGAUGGCAAAGACCUGAAAUGUGUCUGAGAAACGGGUUGGGCGAUUGCUCUGACACCAGAGCCAGCCUGGGCUAGGGGUGGCGAUCCUCAGUGCGUUCCAGGCUAGCCCUGUAUUAAAUGAGCUUGGAUGCCUACCAUGUACGAAGCCUUUGGGUUUGAGCCCUAGGACAGCAAAAACUGGCUCACACUUGUCACCUUAGGACUCGGGGCAGAGACAGGAGGCUCAAGAGUUCAAGGUCAUCCUCAAUAUAUAGCCAUCUGGAGACAAGCCUGAGCUACCCAUAAACAAACCUCAAAAGAAUAAACAGAAAUAUAAAGUAGCAGUGGCGCAUCUGCUUAACCUCAGCAUGUGGGAUGCAGAGGAAGGCAGAUCUCUGUGAGUUCAAGGCCAGCUUGGUCUGCAGUGAGUCUGAGGAAAGCCAGGGCUACACAAAGAAAUUCUGUCUCAAAAAAACAAACAAAAAAAUGAAUUCAUUAAACUAAAAGGAGAUCAGAGAGUUGGCUCAGAGAUUAAGAACAGUUGUUGCUGUUCCAGAGGACCCAGGUCCAGUUUCCAGCAGCCACAGGGUCUCUCACAACAUACAUAACUACAGUUCCAGGGGACUGGAAGCCUCCAUGGUCACUAGGCACACGCAUGGUGUAUGCACAGACAUAUUCAGGCAAAGCACUUCAACACUAUAUAACAUGUGUUUAUUAUAUGCAUAUAUAAUACAUACAUAUUUAUACCUCUGUGUGUGUGUGUGUGUGUGUGUGUGUGUGUGUGUGUGUGUGUGUGUGCUGCAGUAGAGAGGCAUAUCAUCUUCUAAAGCCAGGGAAUACCAUGAUAUCUGGGUAGCAGCACACACCCACACCCACUACCCCUGUCAUCAGGAUAGCAGGACUACUAGGACCCUGGCACUGAGAACUCCCCUCUACCAACUAUGGGCAGCACAUGCCCCCACCCCAGCCCAAGAUAGGCUCUGAUUGGUUACUUUAGAAGCAGUGUUGAUUGGCUGGGGCCCUGUGACACGCCCUCCUUGGGCAGGUAGAAGAAAGUAGGCUGCUGGGCAGGGCUGGGCUGGGGAAACCAGGAUGGUCACUGGCAGGACCCUCCUCAGAGCCCCAUCCCAUGCUGGCCAGGGACAGCUUCUCCCACGGGUGGCUGUGCUGCGGCCUGGCCCAGCCCCUUUUUCCUUU
This is a messenger RNA of Rattus norvegicus (Norway rat), 6684 nucleotides long. RefSeq names its product CREB regulated transcription coactivator 1 (gene Crtc1). Gene Ontology annotation, cellular component: nucleus; cytoplasm. Gene Ontology annotation, molecular function: cAMP response element binding protein binding. The record is from RefSeq and is a predicted model, not a curated record. Gene Ontology annotation, biological process: protein homotetramerization. NCBI's taxonomy places the organism in Eukaryota, Metazoa, Chordata, Mammalia, Rodentia, Muridae.